This is a messenger RNA of Protopolystoma xenopodis, 792 nucleotides long. The record is from the annotation of a GenBank genome assembly. Lineage: Eukaryota; Metazoa; Platyhelminthes; Monogenea; Polystomatidea; Polystomatidae.
UUGACACAACCAGGCGCGAUUGAUUCAAUCCUACAGUUUCCUGAAAGGGAUUCGCACACCACUGACCUACCGGACUCGCAUAAAAAUUCUGUUAGCCUCGAUGUCAACUUCCCUGGCAAUGGAAUAUCUGAUAUCGCUCAGCCCACUUUGUCACUGACCGGAGUUCAUACUCUCCUCUCGCCAACAAUUUCAAUCUCCAGCCCACAAUUUCCACCGCAAUCUCUUUCACCUGUCUUGCUAACACCUCCACCACCUCUACCAUCAACACCACCCAAACCAGCGACAGCAACAACAGCAACAACCGAACAACCACUAUCUCAGUCAAUGGCGCCACAAAUAAUGGAAAAACUUCCAGACACAUCAGAGAUUAUGCAUAACUCAUUCAACCUCUCGAGCGUCUCGUCCUCCCUUUCAACUCUCCUACCAACUACCUUGAAGAAUCCACUGACGAAUCAUCUACCACACACCAUUUCGAUUGUUUCCACGCCCUCUGCUUCUUUGUUAACUUCAUCUCAGCCUCAGACACAUUCUUCAUUGUCCCAGCCUCCCACAUCACUUGGUCAGUCUUCUACCGGCUGGCCGGGUUCCUUCCAGCGACGAAGUGCCCCCGGCUGCAAUUUGAAUGCCAGUAUCUCCAAUCUAUCGGGCUUCCGGCUGGAUGCCUCCUAUAGUCGUUGUUCCGCUUUCAUAACAUCACCGUUUAUUUCGGGUGAAGAUGAUGAAGUAGAACAACAGUGGGUAGAUCAGCAGUUGAACCUUGAGGAGUUAGACAGUCUGUUGGGCUUAUCAUAG